AUGGCCAGGUACCCAAUCAAGGGCCAAAAGGAGACUGGAGAAAAUAUGGGCCCGCAGCUGAAUGGUUCAGGGGACUGGCCUCAUGCACGAAGUACAGCAUCCUGUUGGGGCCCCCAAAUUAAACAAGACAACUUUUCAACAGAAUGGUGUAGAUAUGCACUAGCACAUUUUUAUUUUUCUAGAACUCAGGUUAUUCCUGUUCAUAAGGAGGUAAAGGUGCAGCUCUUGGGAAGUGCCUCUACAGAAAAAAGGGAAGGUGCUGGGGAUGACACCAGGUCAGCACCGAGGGAAGUUGAGUCUGCAACAACCAUUGCAGCAGCCACUGCUGCUGCCAUUGCCACAACAGCUCCACUUCUCAAGGUUCAAAAUGAUUUGGAAGCAAAAGUGAACUCAGUUUCAGAACUGCUUCAGAAACUGCAGGAGACAGACAGGCAGCUGCAACGAGCAUCUGAACAGCAAAAAAAGGUGAAGGCUCAACAUGAGGAACCCCACUACCACCAGAGAGUCAGCAAGCUUGGAAAACAGAUGAAUGCUUUCAUGGUGCAAAGGAUUCAGCACCUGGAAAAGCUACAGGAGCAACAAAUGAAUAUUCAGUCCCAUCUCAUCAGCUCUGCAGUGAACACCCGUGGGCUGCAGCUGUGUCCUGUGCCUGUCCCUGGGCCCCUGGCAGGGCACUGGGAGAAGCCAGGGCAGAGAUCACUCACUAACGAAGCACCUUCAUCUCACAGGGGUUUAUUCCCUGCCACUGCUGCACCUGCCCAAGUGUUCCCUGAAGCAUAUUCAAGCAAUUUUCCAAGUCAUGGGGUUCAUACACAAAAAUCUCCUCUAAAGACACCAAUUCCUCGAAGAUAUGCUCCAGAACCUGUACCCAAAAAUGGGAAAAUCUCAGAGAAAGAAAAUGUAGUAGAAAAAGAAAAUAUUUCCAAACCUACAAGAGAAGGUGAAGGGAAAGGUCUGGAACACGUUUUGAAUUCUCAAGAAACACCACUGAAGCAAGUAGAAUAUUCCAAGAAGGCAGCAUUAAACAGCAAUGAAAGGAGCUGGCAUUCUGAGAGACACAGACACAAAGCUUUGCCUCCAGAUGCAAUUUCUUCUUUUGAAAGCUACAGUUCAAUUGAGGAAACAGUGCAAAAAGCAGAUCAUUUACUUCCAGAUCUUGGCAAGUUGAGAAGAGAAAUGCACAACAUUCUGCAGGAAGCAACUACAUGGAAAUCUGACAUGAAUGAUCUUAUUAAGGCAAAAAAUCCUCCUGUUGCAGCUGAUCCUCCUGAACAUCAUCUAGUCAGCAAACCAUCCAUCCUUCAAAAUAUCCAAGUGCCAAGGUCUAUACUGACAGAUGCUGAAAGGAUUUUGAGAGGAGUGCAAAACAAUAAAAAAGUCCUUGAGGAGAAUCUGGAAGCUGUUAGUCAUGCAAAAGAUGGAGAUGCCAUGUAUGCUUUCAGUAACUCCUUGACUACAAACAGAGAUGUCCUGGAAGAGAUUCAUAUCCGAAGGACUGUGGAUGAGAGGAUCAAGGAAAUCAGUGAGGAAAUCCAGGCUGAAAUGGCAAGAAAUUAUUCAGAACAAGGGAAACAUGAUCAAAAAUGUACCAAGAGAGCCCAAAACCUCAGAGCUAUGAAGACCAAGAAAGAAACUAAAGAGAAAACUCAAAACAACCAAGGGUGCUUGACAAAAAAGCUUUUACCUGCAGCUAAGCCAUUGCAGAAGGAAGUAGAAGAUAACACAGGGAAACAGAAGUUUAGAACUUACUUUUCUGAAAAUGUGAAGAGCAAAGAAAGAAGGGCAGAUGGAGCUGUAGGUGGAAUUACACUGACCCAAUAUGAAGAUUAUCUGUCUCUAGUUUAUGGAAAACCAAUUUACCAAGGCCACCGGAGCACGCUUAAAAAAGGACCUUACCUGAGAUUUAACUCUCCCUCUCCCAAAUCUAAACCGCCCAGACCCAAGCUGAUAGAGACUGUUAGAGGUAAGUGAUUCUUUGAUGGGAAUAAGCUGUUCCUUCCCAGUUUUUUUUACUAGGAAUUCCUUGUGAAAAUGAAUCUGUUCAUUUUAGUUCAUCUGCUUUUCAAUAUAAAGCUUAAGCAACUGCAGUGGCUUUUCAGAGAGGUGGUCGCUGCCUCAGGUUGGUCAGGGCUUAAGAGGCAUUUGGAAAAUGCCUUUAAUUUAAUUUUUGUUCAGCCCUGAAGUGGUCAGGCAGUUGGACUAGAUGGUUGUUGUAGGUCCUGUCCAUUUGAAAUAGUUUAUUUAAGAUCCUCUUUUCAAAACUAAAAAAUACCAAAAGUUGUUCAGCUUUGCUUAAUGUGUCUCUCACUUAUUUUAGAUUGUCAAAUAAACACUUAUUUCUAAAUAUGA
Taeniopygia guttata (zebra finch) is the source of this 2349-nucleotide messenger RNA. The record is from RefSeq and is a predicted model, not a curated record. Lineage: Eukaryota; Metazoa; Chordata; Aves; Passeriformes; Estrildidae.